GGUCGGAGCGGAGAUCAUCACCAAUCGAUGUGUACAGGAAUCAAAUUCCGAGUCAGAAGACAAUGGGGUCUCAUAAAAAGGGGACUUUUAGCUUCGAUGAGUUUAGGCUAUCACCGCCGAUGUCGAGUUCGCCUACUCCUUCGCCGCCUGCUUACGGAAGCAGUGCAAAUUCUCUGCAGUCGAGGUUGAGGUUGGAGACCUCGCCAGUUAGUAUACCUGCAGGGAUGCAGGGGAAGACCCAGUUGCAUCGGACUCCCAACCAUUCUGAUCCUAUGAGGAGCUUCUUGCCGCCGCCGUCGCCACGGAGCACGAGGAUGGAGCAGUCAUCGCAGGAGUCACCUUCGUCUGAGAGCAGGUCGUUUAGGAAGACAGAAGGGCAGAAGCUCGGAGAUUUCUACUCAAACUUGCAUUUGUAUAAUGCUCAGAAGGGGCUGAAGGAUGCCAGGGAUGAUUCUGGAAGGUUCUCCGGUGUUUUUUCUUCUAGUGGAUCACCACGAAUGUUCUCAAGGAGCUCCAGCAGACUUUCAAUCCAGGAUGAUCUUGAUGACAUAGACUUCUCUUGCCCUUUUGCUGUGGACGAUGUUGAUACAUCAGAUUCGCAAUCUAGAAAUCUUGAUGGAAAGGAAGUGCCAGAAUCUUUAAAUUCAUAUAAUUCAUCACACAAGUCACAGGAUGCUGCUGUUGGCGCUCUUGUUCAUAUGCUUAGGACCGCUGCCCCUCUGCGCCAAGAUCAGAGCUAUUUAUGUCAAUCCUCGAGGUCUGAGGUAAAUGCUGAAGUAGGAAAUUCAAGUUUUUUUGUGUCGAGGAAGACAUCUGACGCACUAGAGGAGCUCAAAACUUAUAAAGACAUGAAGGAUAUUCUACUAUCUCAGAGUCGAGUUCAGUUAUUGGAUUCACUAAAGCGAACUACUCUAGAAUAAAAAGACAUUUGAGUGCUAUUUUGAGGGCCAGAUUACCGGUACCAAAUUGUGAAUUAGCUUAAGCUUCUCAGUGGAAAAUACCCAUGUACAGAAAUGGCAUAAAAUUAAGUAAUUGCCAUCUAACACAACUGCAAGCCGCCAAUGGCAUUUCAGUCAAGGUCACCCUCCUCUUGGUUUAUGUUUCAAUGGAUAGAGAGCCCUUGUGGGAUUUGUAAAUAGUAGCGCAUUAUGUAUAUGUUUAGACAACUAUCUGUAACCAUCUCUAGUUUAAUUAUAUGGGUGUUUUGUAUAAUUAAGUGAAUAUUGUGUUUUGGUAUAAUGCCAUGUUGUUGAACUUGAUAACCAAAUUGGUUUCUAUGC
Asparagus officinalis (garden asparagus) is the source of this 1280-nucleotide messenger RNA. RefSeq names its product autophagy-related protein 13a-like. Gene Ontology annotation, biological process: protein localization to phagophore assembly site; mitophagy; autophagosome assembly. The record is from RefSeq and is a predicted model, not a curated record. The transcript is spliced from 3 exons. Lineage: Eukaryota; Viridiplantae; Streptophyta; Magnoliopsida; Asparagales; Asparagaceae. Gene Ontology annotation, cellular component: cytosol; Atg1/ULK1 kinase complex; phagophore assembly site. The coding region runs from base 63 to 920 and encodes 285 amino acids.